Messenger RNA from Plodia interpunctella (Indianmeal moth), 2951 nucleotides. RefSeq names its product zinc finger protein 687a-like. The transcript has 3 exons. The record is from RefSeq and is a predicted model, not a curated record. The coding region runs from base 152 to 2059 and encodes 635 amino acids. NCBI's taxonomy places the organism in Eukaryota, Metazoa, Arthropoda, Insecta, Lepidoptera, Pyralidae.
GGCGAUACUAUUAUAUCUUUUGCCGCAAGAUGGCGUACAUGACAACCUUCUGUCAAUGUCAAAUGGAUGGCUCAAAUUUCUGUGAUGUCGGAGAUUGGUCUGUGAAAAUCACGAGUUAUUAUCUUGUUGCGGUCUUUAUUGAUUUACGAGAAUGGCGGAGUUAGAGUCUAUGAAUGACAAAUUCAGUAUAAAGAAUAUAUUAUUCUAUCGGGCUAUACCCAAUUACGAAAUACCAAUACCAACUGAUGGACAUAAGGUGUAUGCAUGCACUGAUUGCUGUGACAGGUUCCUAUUCGAAUCGAGCUACGAACGUCAUGUGAAUCGAAAAUCACUAAAAAUUACAUAUAUGUGCAGACAUUGUAACAAAACCAAGGUUUUUCUGAACAGAUGUAAUUUGUUAUCCCAUAUUAGGUCGCAUGCUUUCAAAACUGCUACUAUAAAUGUUAGUGAUUUGAAGGUGGAACCACUCCCUUUAUCUUAUUUUAAAAUUGAUACCAACAGUAGCGUAGGAGUCGAUGUUUCUUCACCAAGUACGUCAAAAGAAACUUUGGCGAAAGCGGUGUGUUUCGAUUGCAAAGCCGAUUUUUUCAGUUCUGGUCCAAUAUUUAAGGAACGUGCUAAACAUUACAUGCGGCUGAGUGAGGGAGUAUUUACAUGUCCAAUAUGUUUAUUUGCUAUGCCUAAUGAAUGCGCUCUCAAAGCUCACCUCCGACUUCAUAUUAAUCAUCCUCCAUUUUACUGUCCUGAAUGUGGUCAGCAUUUGUCAACUAGAACUAUUAAAUACCCAUACACACAUCACUGUGAAGGUUUCAAAAUGAUGCGAGCUACUGCUAGAAUGCAGUGCCCUGUUUCAAAUUGUAACUUACUCCAUCCUAACGAUGUUAGCGGACAUUUAAAUAAAGAACAUGUCGUCAAAGUAUUUAAAUGUAAUGCUUGCGUUGUUGCUAGCUAUAGUAACCUAACAAUGAUGAAGCACCUUAAGACACAUAAUGUUGAAUGUAAAGCCCUUAUAUUCUAUCAAUGUGUUUUGUGUCCAGGUAGACUGGUGCUACCAGGCCAAAUCGAGUAUCACCUGAAAAGUCAUACUAUGGAAACGAACAAUUUCGUUUCUGUUUAUCCAUGUUGGAACUGUGGCCUAACAUGCAACGAUAUUCACUCCUUCUUGAAUCACCACAUAGAAAAGCAUUGUAGUACUGAAGCCAUAAGAAAACUUUUAGAAUCUGUAAUAUCACUUUUCGCAAAUUCAUCAUCCAAAAGAUUGUAUCGGGUCGUGAAAAGAUGUGAUAGAUGUCUUCGAAAUUUUACAUACAAAUGUAAAUACGAUGAAAUCCAAGUACUUCCAGAUGAAUGCCCAUACAAAUGUACUAUGGAACAGCAGACAAGUGAUUCUUCUACAAAAAUACCGAGUCCUAUUUCAAUUGAGAAAACUAUCAAAUGUCCCUGUUGUACUAUGAUCAUAAGUGAAAAAUGGGAAGAUGUGAAGAAACACUUCAGUGAAUAUCACAAUAAUCAACGCUGUAUAGAUGUUAAAAUUUCUUUGCAAAGAAUAAAUCUGAAACAGAUUGAAACGAGAUCCAAAAAGAAGCGUAGUAGACAGUUAAAAAAGACUAUUGGUUCAAAACAAAUCCAAGAAAAUAAUGCUAAACAAAUUCCAGUUAUAACAUCCAAAGAAAAUAAAUAUAAUUGUAAUAUGUGUGGUUAUGUUGGCAAAGACAAAAACUCAUUUGAAAUACACAUUAUUGAUCACAGAGACCCAUACAUGGCAUACCAGUGCAUGGAAUGUGCAAAAUGUUUUGUCGUGAAACCCUCGUUUUCAACACAUAUGUUACUGGAACACAACAUAUCCGAUGUUGAUGAAUAUAUUGCUCAGAAGCAAUGUUACAAUGAGACUGCCUUAGAUAAAUAUCACAAUAAUUCUGAAGAAAACAUGGAGCCACUGCGUGAAAACCAGUGUCGAAUUUGUAGAGAUCAGUUUGAUAAUUCGGAUGAUUUGGAGAAACAUUUCAGGGUGCAUGGGAUGGCUUUUUUAAUGAAAAACACUGCUAACAAAAGCCCAUAGGAAUACCUACCUAUUUUACAAAGUCCAUAUAUUUUUAAUGAUUAUGAAAACUAGAUAGUCCAAAAUUUUGUUUCACUGAAGUACUUAUGUACCUCUAUCAGAAUAUGUGAUGUUUAUUUUAGAACUAUAUUUAUCACACUUCUUUCAUUUUGUAGCUUACAUAAGUACCUAUAGUAUUUUAAUAUGUAUUAAUUUUGUCAUAGGCAGUUAGUGCUAACGGCUGCCUGCAAAUUUGUCCUCAUUUUUUUCGCGAUAAAUGCUGAAUGCGGUCUAUCUCUGUGCCAAUUUCAUCAAAUAUGGUUCAGAUUUUUAGAGUUCAUUCAUUUCAAAUGGUUACAAAGAUAAUAUUCUUUCCUCUUAAUAUUGUUUAAAGGUAUAGAUUUGUAUAAUAUAGGUGAUAUAGUUUAGUAAAAUAGAUACAGUUCCUACUUUGAAUUAUAUCUUAAUGCUCUAUCUAGCUACACACUAUCGCCACCAUCACAUUUUUAUCAAUUUAUUUUAUUUAUUAGCGAAAAAAAAUGUGCCACGCUAAAUAUUAGAAAGUACCUAUUAUUGUUUACUAGUUACACGAAUGGUGUGAGGCCAGAUAGGGCUUUAAUGUACAUCCUAUGUUAAGCUGGUAGAGAUCUGACAGUUGGUCAGCAGUUUUUUUUUGCCAAAAUCCAUAUAUUUUAAUGAUUAUGAAAAUUAGAUAGUGCAAAAUUUUCUUUGAAGUAUGUAUUCAAGAAUAAGAAUGUUGCACCGCUAUCAGAAUAUGUGAUGUUUAUUUCAGAACUAUAUUUUAUCACAUUGAAUAACUGCUUCUUUCAUUUCGUAGCUUACAUACUUUAACUACCUAAACCUAUAGCCUAACGUUAAUUUGUAUUUGUCUUAAUAAAAUAAUUACAAACAA